This is a messenger RNA of Rhinocladiella mackenziei CBS 650.93, 1500 nucleotides long. RefSeq lists its product as uncharacterized. The record is from RefSeq and is a predicted model, not a curated record. The coding region runs from base 1 to 1500 and encodes 499 amino acids. NCBI's taxonomy places the organism in Eukaryota, Fungi, Ascomycota, Eurotiomycetes, Chaetothyriales, Herpotrichiellaceae. The transcript has a single exon.
AUGACCAGCAUCAUGGAAUCACCUAUUCCCAUCCCAGGCUCUUUCAUGCAAGAACCAGACACCACAUUCCACUGCUCACGUUUCAACGCUUCAGUAUUCUUACCUCCUGUCGACGACACAUGUCGAUCCUCCGCGGCGUCCCAACAGGGCCAACGUCAGUCCAUCUCCAGAUCAUCUCCGUCUCACCGCUCCGAGCAGUCUCAACACAGUCGCAAGCGACAACGUCUUGAUACCACCGACGAUACACUCGACACUCCACUCGGCGAUCCGAAUGACUCUUACUUCCAAAAAUGGUCAUCUGGCCGCGACACGCGCAGUCCACCCCCCAUGGUCGAUACGAAUUACCGUUUUGCCGGCGGACUUGAUGCGCCCACCGCACUGACGGCUCAGAACGAGGACGAUGCACAUGAAUUCGAUUAUGAGGUCGAUUGCAGACCUAAUCGAUACCAGCAGAACCCCGUUCAUUCUAUGGACUCGUCCGUCCCACAGACUCCCGCGUCCAAUGAGCAUGGAAGGAAAAGAAGACUGUCCCGAUCACCCAAGGGUUGGGGAAAGACCAUGUGGGCGUUGACUGGAGGAAUAGCCGGCAAAGUCUUCAACUUUUGUUGGAGCAACACAUUUCGAGGCUUCUACGCCGGGGGCGGGAAUGGAUACCAAUUCGAUCUCGGAACUCCCGACGUUGCGUCCCGGGCAUGGACCGAGGUCGAUACCACGAAUGAUGUCUUUCACCAUGACUACAAGGCCCCUCUUCGACGAGAGCAAAGUCCCGUCCCGGGUGGCUUUCCCGAGGACGCGGACUUCAUUGACGAUUACAUGUCCAAUCCUGUCGCCGGUCAUCAGCGGAAUCAUGCGACUCCCACGAUGAAUUCGGACCAGGAUCCUUCUUCCACCCUUCGAGCCAGUUGGGUGGUAUUGGACGGGCCCCAGACUGAGUCAAGAGAGACAAGUCCAGUGAGAAAGAAGGCCAGAACGAGUACAGCCAACCUUCACACACGAUCAACGGCCCGGCAUGUGAAUAGUCAAUCUCAUGUACAUGCACGGAAAUCCCCGAGAUCCCCCAUGGCAUCCUAUGCGUCGCCUCGAAACUCAUUGAACUACAACGUCACCUCACAGCCUCGUCAGUCGUUGCCCGCCGUCCGCAGUGACGUCCACCGCCCCGACAGCAUCCCAAACAACCACCACCCAAAGCGUCCUAGCAGCCGGGCUUCGUUAGCCUCGCCACGUCGUCAAUCCGCUCACCACGUGACCUCGUCAACUCCACCAUCACCCGCCGUCCGGAAAUUCGAACAAAAGAUGCGCCGUAAGGAAGCUAGACAGGACCAAACGAUGAACCGGUUCAAUGCGCAGUUACAAGCUAUGAUACGCGAGGGUCAGCAAGCGUUAGGAUCCAAAGUUGAGGUCGAGGUCCUGGACAGUGCUGAUAUCGACGAAGGAUAUGAAGAGGGCGUUGGUGUGGAGUCGUGGGAGAGAGAAUAUGUCCGGCCUGGAGUGUGGUCUUAG